UCAUAGUCAGCAGGGGGGCGCGCAAGGACCUGCGGAGCUGUCUCUUUAAGGCGCGCUCCCGGCCCACCCGCGCGCUCCCGCGUCUAUAUCUGGAGUGUAUGGAGAUGCCUCCAGCUCAGAGAAGGAGAAGGCAGAGGAGCAGGAGCACACAGGACCGGGGACCAUAGGCACCGCUCUAUAUCGGACUCUUCCCUAUGGAUACAGCUCCUUGCCUGUCACCCUAAGGACCUGUAGUCACCACUUUGUGUUCAGCUCAGUCUCAACUAUUCUCUAUAGGAUCUUACUGACAACUCCGCUGCCCCCAUGUUAGUCCACGCAUACUCUGCCAUGGAGCGCUCUGAUGCCCUGAAUGGAGCCGCCGGCGGUGGUCGCCUAUCCCAACUCUCCUCGCUGAACCAGGGGGCUUAUUCCUCUGCUCCCCCACUCUGUCAUACUCCAGCAUCUGAUUUCCAGCCCCCAUACUUCCCUCCCCCGUACCCACAGCCUACCUUAUCAUACUCCCAAAGCCAAGAGCCUGGAUACCCCCACCUGGGAGACCCCUACUCUGGUAUUAACCCUAUCCACCAGCACCAGCAGUCGGCAUGGCACACGCAGAGAAGUCGCCAAGAAGACGCAGGGCUUCUGUCUCAGUCACACAGGGGGCUCAGCCUUGACCCACGAAGGGACUAUGGGGGGGUUCCCCGUCUGCUGCCCGGGUUGGGAGAUGGUGGGCACAGCCUGGCAGAGAGUGCCCUGUCCUUACAUGCGUUGUCACACCACAGCAUAGAAGACAUGCAGGUGAUGGAUGAGUCAGGUAUCAGUUUACUGGACCAGUCUGUCAUCAAAAAAGUUCCAAUGCCAUCCAAGAAUAACAGCAGCAUGAUGUCCUCUCUUACUGUGAAUAAAGAAGGCCUCAUAGGUGGAGUAUCAAAUCCCAAUGAGGUUUUCUGUUCUGUCCCUGGACGGUUGUCUCUGCUUAGUUCCACUUCCAAAUAUAAGGUGACAGUGGGUGAGGUCCAAAGACGCCUUUCACCUCCUGAGUGCCUUAAUGCAUCUCUGCUUGGUGGAGUACUAAGGAGGGCAAAAUCAAAGAAUGGCGGUCGUUGCCUGCGUGAGAGGUUGGAAAAAAUUGGAUUAAAUCUACCAGCAGGAAGACGCAAAGCAGCCAAUGUGACUUUACUGACAUCUCUGGUCGAGGGUGAGGCUGUCCAUCUAGCCAGAGAUUUUGGCUAUGUUUGUGAGACGGAGUUCCCAGCAAAAGCUGCAGCAGAGUACCUGUGUCGUCAACACUCCGAUCCCACUGAGCUCCAUACGCGGAAAAACAUGCUUCUUGCUACCAAGCAGAUUUGCAAGGAGUUUGCCGACUUAUUGGCCCAGGAUCGCUCUCCAUUGGGAAACAGCCGCCCAUCUCUUAUUCUGGAGCCUGGAGUACAGAGCUGCUUGACUCACUUCAGCUUAAUCACUCAUGGGUUUGGAGGACCAGCAAUAUGUGCAGCGCUCACUGCUUUCCAGAACUACCUACUUGAGUCUCUAAAAGGCAUGGAUAAGAUCUUCAUGAACAGCACAGGGAAUGGACACUCUGCCGGGGAAUCCAAACCUACAGAAAAGGAACUUAAACAUAGGAAAUAACGCAAUGUGACAUUCAUGAUGAGGCUUGAAAGAUUAAAUCCCAGUGGUGAAAAGUGAUCCAAGAAAGCAAAAUGAUUUUAUGUCCUGGAGUAAAAUAUACACAUUAUAAGGAGGAUCCACACUGAAAUGAGAGAUGGAAAAAUGCUAAGAAGACAUCAUAAAAUCAUUAUACUUGUUGAAGAUAUGACAAUACCUUUUAUACUUGCACCAGGCAGUAACAUACCCCGCACACAGACUGUUAUAUAGACUAUGGAGGACUUACAGUAUGUAACUUUUCUACAACAUGACAUGAAAAUACAGUCAAAAAAUCAUUGACCCAAUAUUUAUACCCGCAGAAUGGAAUGGUACCUCAUAGUGAAUGCAGCUGAGAGAUAUAUCUCAUAUAUAGAAUAUGCAGUUUUGAUAUGACCUUGCUAUUCUUUGUUUAUUCAAGAGGCACACUGGUAAAAUAAAACUCAUCAUAGCAAAAUAAUAGGGUAAAACCAAUAUAUAAUAACAAAUACUCCAAUUGUUUAAACUCCUACAAAGUGUGAUUCCACCAAUAGAAUUGGUACGUUUGGAGUUAGACUGUGUGUGGAUUAGAUACAAAUCUUGCAUUUUCUACAGGAAAAUACCCCACUCGCCAUGAUAGAUUUCUAUUCUGGAAUAUUAUUGGCUAUACCACAUAGGCUGUCCCUUGCUAAGCACAUAGAAUGUCUGUAAGAGCACUGGUUGGAAGAAUUAAGACAUUUCGUUAUUUUUAAUCUACAUUUUUAGCUUCUGCUCAUAUUGAGUAAACAGCAAGCAUCAAAGUAAAACGUGUUCUACAAGUUCACCUUUGCUGCUCAUUAUAACAAUGGUUUUUCACCAUCUUCCUCUCCCUGCCAGCCAAGAUAGGAUGGGGUUAAAAAUAUCAAUAUUUAUCAACUGUCCUUUCCAUUUCCAUUUCCAAGUGACAUUACCAGAUAUCCAUAAGAGAAUAGGGAUCCAAUUAUGUCAUUGGUAGAUUCGGCCUUUUCUUUUUAGUAGUGACCUUAACAAAUUUAGUUUAUCAAAUUGUGCAACAGAAAUUAUUGUAAUAGGUUCUCUAAUGGAUUAUUAUAAUGUUAUAAUUUAUUUCAUGACAACCUAAAACUGAAAAAUAGGUGAGCCUAUUUACCAUAUAAGAGAUAAGUAUGCCCUCUCACACAACCCGUUGUAGCCCAUUAUAUAUAUCUGAGAUUUAACUAGUCCACCAUGGAAAAUAACACUAGAGGGGUUAUCAUAUAACAACCGAGCAAAAGCUAAUACAGUGAAACCUCUUUGAUACGACUCAUAAUUCUAGAGGGUGAUCUUCUCAAUGAAGAUAGCCAGUAGGCAUAUUAAAGGGAUUAUCCAGGAAUAGAAAAACACAGCUAUUUUAUUUGCAAAACAGCUCCCUGUCUGUCUCCAGGUUGGGUGUGGUUUUACAACUUGGCUCCAAUUACUUCAAUGGAACUGAGCUGCAGAACCACACCCAACCUGGAGACAGAAAGUACUGUAGUGGUGUUUUUCUAUUUCUGGAUAACCCCUUUCAAUGGUGGGACUGAAUAUCUUUCACUUAAAGUGUGGUCUGGACAAGAGGUGGCCUUUGGAGAGGUUUCAUUGUAUAUAAAACCACAGUGUUUUUCGAUACGGUAAAGGGCUCGUCUAUGUAAAGUGUUUCAACUUACAAAAUAAGAGUAUGAUUUUCUUUUAAGAGUAAUGUGUGCCGCAGCUGAAAUAAAUAAAUGCACAUAUGUCUAUUUAAUUAUAUUAAUAUAUGACUGCUAAAUUAAUGGAAGUGGUAAUACUGGGAAAGAAAAUACAUGUGUAAAUCCACAGUUUAUCAGCUGCUCAGGUGAAGCACUCCAAAACUUUAUAGUAAAAAGUAUCCCUGUUACUUGCAAGAUAUAGGAUAUGCCGUUCCAAAAUAUGUCACUGCCAGAAGAUUAUUUUUGUCUACAGAAGAGCAAUCUGUGGGUUUUCUUAUGUAAACGUGAGACUAUCAGAGUUGACCUGCUGAUUUGGGAGCCCGGCCAUCGAACCAUCUUUGAUACAUGAUUACUUUGCACCCCAAAUUCUGGGGUCAACAGCCUGAGGGCUGAACUUUCUCCAAAAUGCUGUAUUUCUUCUCCACUCUUCUCUGCACUUUGCAUGGAUUGCAGAUAAGUCCUACUCACAAGUGUGGUCAGGACUGGAAGCACCACUGGUGAGAAUACGUUGCUUUCUGCCCUAGUAAAUCAGAGACUUUUGUAAAUAUUUAUUUAUGUGUAAUUAAAUGGGAACAUUGUAAAGAUGUUCAGUGCAAGCUAUUUAUAAACUGAGUGAGUUUUUUGGGGGUAUUAUUAUUUGUGUCUGGGGUGUCCAUGCAUCCUUAAGGGUUUCUUAUAUCACAGAUGUGUCUGUUGUUGUUUAAAAAAAAAAAAAAGAAAAAAGAACACAAAUGAGAGAAAAAUCCAGAAAUUAUUAUUAAUAAAACAUUUUUGA
This is a messenger RNA of Hyla sarda, 4074 nucleotides long. It is a transcript of the gene TFAP2E, whose product is annotated as transcription factor AP-2 epsilon. Gene Ontology annotation, cellular component: nucleus. The transcript has 7 exons. Gene Ontology annotation, molecular function: DNA-binding transcription factor activity, RNA polymerase II-specific; RNA polymerase II transcription regulatory region sequence-specific DNA binding. NCBI's taxonomy places the organism in Eukaryota, Metazoa, Chordata, Amphibia, Anura, Hylidae. Gene Ontology annotation, biological process: anatomical structure development; regulation of cell population proliferation; regulation of transcription by RNA polymerase II. Bases 304 to 1608 code for a protein of 434 amino acids. The record is from RefSeq and is a predicted model, not a curated record.